This is a messenger RNA of Leptosia nina, 210 nucleotides long. Lineage: Eukaryota; Metazoa; Arthropoda; Insecta; Lepidoptera; Pieridae. The record is from the annotation of a GenBank genome assembly.
AUGAGGCCUCCGUCGGAGUACAAUGAUUCGAGGAUGCCCGCUGAAGCGGAGGAGGGGGAUCCUAGGGCUCCUGCUAUGAUGAUCUGCGCGAGAUUGGCUGGCCGGGCGAUUAUUAGGGUUGUGGGCCGGUGUGAGGAUGCACAGGAAAACAGUCAGCUAGGUACGUCCUUGACUCAAGUGAUUUACUUGUUCAUUGACAUUCAGGUAUAG